Messenger RNA from Amoebophrya sp. A25, 1541 nucleotides. The record is from the annotation of a GenBank genome assembly. Lineage: Eukaryota; Dinophyceae; Syndiniales; Amoebophryaceae.
CUAAAAGUGGUUCUAUUCGUCUUCGUCUACGUAGAGCGUAGCUGUUCUACAAUCUUCUAGAUUUUCAGUGGUCCUACAAGAAUUACUUAUUCAGUUUCUAGGAAAUUUAAGAAAGCAUGUGCUGUCCCUCCAUGUGUUUCAUCUCCUGUUGAAGCCCCGUGCUGGGUACAUCAUCGUCAUCAUCUCCUGCGUCUCAUGAAGAAUUAUCUGUGUCGUCUAACCUCUUAAGUUGUUCAAAAAAGACAGGUUGGCAGAUGCAUUUUCUGUACUUAUCUCACGCUUAAUCCGUUAUUGAUUGAUUGCAGUUAGAGUUGGAUAUUUAUCACUCAGUAGAGGAACUCUGAUUGGAGGAAAAAAAGGAACAAAAUGGUCAUUCCUGCGAAGAAGGACCAAGAGAAGCCAAAAGAUGCGGCUAAGGUACCUAUGACUUUUCUCUCCACGCUAGGAUCGUAUCUAUGACAGAGAUACUUAUUCUUGUCGAACUCGAACUUGUCUUCACUCCAAUUUUCACCACUAGAACAUGGAAGAGAAGAAAAAAUAGAUACUAACUUGAUAUAACGGUCCAUCCUGCAUGUAUUAAGGGGUACAACUAGCUACUGGAAUUUCCUCGCAAAAUACAACCUCCAGGAGGAGUCAAAGUCAAAAACGGAAACCAAGCCCGAAGCAAUAUUAGACGAAGAGGAUGACUUUGUUAUGCCUAGAACAGAAAUUAGACUUCUUACCUCAAGUUUUCCUGGUAGGCCCACACCUAACCUAAAAUCUAAAGAAGAGUGCUGCUUACAGAAGCUGUAGUUCGCAAGAUCUUCUUUCUCUGUGCGUUGUACUUGUUACAGUCUCAGUAAAGCAACAUUAUCUGGAACAACAUCAAAGUAGACAGAAUAGUAGUUCCUACAUAUCAAGAGGUACGACCAUGACAUGACGCGAUUUCUCCAUCUCUCUAACUCUGAGGAAUUCAAGCUGCCAUCUUCGCUAUUGAAGGCAUCAGUAUUUCAGCGAGCGAUGUCCAAGGAGCACGUCGACCGAGCCAACUGGGAUGACGAGGACCAGUAUGACGCUUUCCAAGAGACAUUGAAGAAGGAGAUCGCGAAAGUGGGGAAAUGAAGAAGUGUUUUACUGGAUUAUUAACUUAAAUCAGAUUAGGUGGGGACUUAUGUGACAGGUCAACGUAAUUCAUGGUGUGGGGAAGUACCAGAAGUAGAAAUGUCAAGGAGACUUGGAGAACUCACAACUUUCAGGGUCAUGUUGAUUUUUUUUCACAUAAUAGGAAGGAGGUAGAACAAGUCGUGCCCAUUUACAACCCUGCCCCUGCCUCUUACAAGUACACCGACCUACAAAUAUGAGUCAGGAACAUUCAGAAAGACCAACCCCAAUCCCUUGAACCCAACCCUCAAUUCAAACCAGGCACCUCACCUGCUGCCAACGUUUUUAAUUAUAAACAAGGUUAGAUCCGAUUCAAGGUUACAAACCGUAACCAUGUGACUAACAAAAACAGCGUCUUCAUCGUGAAAGUUCGCUCUGUGUGCUGUACUCUUGAUGAUGUG